Molecule: messenger RNA, 606 nt
Organism: Haemorhous mexicanus (house finch)
Lineage: Eukaryota; Metazoa; Chordata; Aves; Passeriformes; Fringillidae
Gene: CRYGS
Product: crystallin gamma S
Exons: 2
Biological process (GO): lens development in camera-type eye; visual perception
Molecular function (GO): structural constituent of eye lens
Source: RefSeq, a predicted model, not a curated record
GGAACCUCCCCUCUCUGCCCCCUCUGCUCGUUUCAGGUCACCUUCUAUGAAGACAAGAACUUCCUGGGCCGUUACUACGAGUGCGACAGCGACUGCCCCGAUUUCCACACCUACCUGAGCCGCUGCAACUCCAUCCGUGUGGAUGGAGGCACCUGGGUGGCCUACGAGAGGCCCAACUAUGCUGGGAACAUGUACGUGCUGACCCACGGGGAGUACCCUGACUACCACCACUGGAUGGGCCUCAAUGACCGCCUGGGCUCCUGCAAGUACAUCCAGAUCCCAAGUGGAGGCCGAGGCCACAUCCAGGUGUUUGAGAAGGGAGAUUUUGGCGGGCAGAUGUUCGAAGCCACCGAAGACUGCCCCUCCAUCAUGGAGGAGUGGCACAUGCGUGAGGUGCACGCCUGCAGGGUGCUGGAGGGCGUCUGGGUGUUCUACGAGCAUCCCAACUACCGGGGCCGGCAGUACGUGCUGCCCAAGGGGGAGUACCGCAAGCCCGUGGAGUGGGGCGCGGCCAGCCCCGCCGUCCAGUCCUUCCGCAGCAUCUCCGAGUGAGCCAGCCCCGUGGAGGGCUGCCACACCCCCCCAAUAAAGCAACUGAGUCGCUCA